UGUGUGUGUGUGUGUGUGUGUGUAAGGUUCCAAUAACAUAUAACACAAUCUCUGGAUGCUGCAUCAAAGCUGGAUCAUCAUGCAGCCAAUCUCUGGAUGCUGCAUCAAAGCUGGAUCAUCCUGCAGGCCUAUUUUACUGAACAAUUAUAAGGGACACAGAGAACACGUGGUAGGCGGCACAGAGGGAGAGAAAGAAAAGAUGUAAUUGUGAGACUAGAGUAGGCGAGUCACAUUUGAAGUUGAAAAGAGUUGACGAUGACAGGCUCAGCUGGUGAGAGCAACGCAAAAGCUGAUCACUCCGUAAUUCAAGUAGGAAAGGAGGGAGAGAGAAGUGGGAGAGAAAUAAGUCAUAUGGGUAACCAAGGUUGGAGCAGAAACGAAGAAAUUGAAGACGAAUUAGCGUCAUUGAUAGAAAAAAAGCUUCCCAAGAAAUCAACAGAGCCAGUUCAUACUUGCGUAUUUAGAGUCCCCACCAAACAUUUCAGGGAGAAUGAAAAUGCUUUUUUCCCACAAGCGGUUUCAAUCGGGCCGUAUCACCACCAAAGAAUAAAGUAUCAAGGCAUGGAACGAACUAAGCUACGGUAUUUGCGUUCCCUCCUCGAUCGCAAACCAACUCCAGAUACCAGUUUGGGGAAGUUUGUCAAAGAAAUUAGAAGCAGAGAAGAGUUUCUUCGUAACUGCUAUGACGAAAAGUUUGAUCUGAGUAGCGAUAAUUUUGUAGAAAUGAUGGUGGUCGAUGGUUGCUAUAUUUUAGAACUUCUCCGCAAGCGAAGUUUCUGUGUGCCAGGGUGGUUCUCCACAUUUAAAAACGACUUGUUGCUGCUUGAAAACCAGCUUCCGUGGCAAGUUCUCGACUGUUUAUUCAACCUCACAAAAACAUCACAAGAGGUUUCUCUAUAUCAACUUACCAAGGGCCUUUCCGGAAUGAAGCAUAGUCCCUUGGAGAAAUGUGUUAUGAGAAAUUUACUUGACGCAGUAAGAAAUUCGCUUGUUGGAUCAUUGUUGAACACAAGGUCUUAUGAUGUAGAUUGGACUCCUAUUCCCUCAGUGACACUUCUCGAGGAAAUUGGAGUCAAAUUUCGAAGUGCAUCCAAUGACAGAGAUCUGUCGGACAUAACCUUCAAAUUGGAAAAUGGAGUGAUGGAAAUUCCGUAUGUGAUGAUUCGAUCCAACACAGAAUCCCUGUUCAGAAACCUCAUAGCCUACGAACAGUGUCUGGACAGCUUUGACAAAUGUGCCGUUUUGUCUUACGCCAUGCUAUUGAAUCAGCUUAUCAAGUCUGCCAAAGAUUUAGACUCCCUCAUUCAGAAAGGAAUUAUAGACACCGAGUUGAGCGAGGAGGACACUGUUUGUUUCUUCAAUAGGCUUCGCUAUAGCACUGAACGCAUAAAUUUCUUUUACUCUUCCCUCGCCCGGCAAGUGAAUGAAUGUUACCGUCGUCGCUGGCUAAGGCGUUGGUUUGCAAGGAUCAAAAGGGAUUAUCUAUACAAUCCAAAGUCAAUCUUGUCUCUUUUCUCAAAUGCGGUCAUCCUUGCUCUCAUUCUUACCGUCUUGCAGACUGUAUAUGGUAUUCUCGCCUACUACAAGCCGAAUUAGUAACCUUCCAAUUGGUCAAUGUUCACCCAAGGACCUAAAAAUAAACAAAGACUUCUGUGACUGCAGGCAAAGUUACGAAAGAAUGAAAUUCUUUGAGUUUGUAUUUAUUUGCUUAUUUUUCUUGUAAAAUAAAGCAGGAACGUAAUUGAUAGUUUGAUAAUUAUUGUAAGGACACAAUUGGUUCUUACUCCCUGAAUUGUGUGUAAACAAAAGAGCAUG
Messenger RNA from Pyrus x bretschneideri (Chinese white pear), 1815 nucleotides. Its product is annotated as UPF0481 protein At3g47200-like. Lineage: Eukaryota; Viridiplantae; Streptophyta; Magnoliopsida; Rosales; Rosaceae. Bases 256 to 1596 code for a protein of 446 amino acids. The transcript is spliced from 4 exons. The record is from RefSeq and is a predicted model, not a curated record.